Molecule: messenger RNA, 3911 nt
Organism: Epinephelus moara (kelp grouper)
Lineage: Eukaryota; Metazoa; Chordata; Actinopteri; Perciformes; Serranidae
Product: oligophrenin-1-like
Exons: 19
Coding region: 553-2691 (712 amino acids)
Biological process (GO): signal transduction
Cellular component (GO): cytoplasm
Molecular function (GO): protein binding; GTPase activator activity
Source: RefSeq, a predicted model, not a curated record
GUUACGUUCCGUUUAGCCUCGUAUCACGCUCUUUGUGAGGAUGUGAAACUCGAGGACGCGUAAGAAAAAUACAAAUAUAUUCAGUAACGUGUAUUUAAUGAUUUAAUUGCGUGUACGCACUUAAUGAAUUAAAAAGUGGUUUCAAGUCAAGGGAAAGGACGGACGGAGGUUUCAUGAAAGUGCCAAACACUUCGGAAUGGGACGCGUCCAAAUGGAUUCUAGCCGCUCUUCUAAUCACGACACCGCAACAAGGAAAAAGUGGUAAAGAGGACCAGGAUACAACUAAAUUACAGUAUUAACUGCGCGUCAGACGAAGGACAGAAGGAAGUGAACCAAAACCGUGGCUCUUCACUGUUUAGUGCACUUCAUAUUUGACCAGCGGCUGCCGCAGGCUCCCACGGACACCAUGGUUUCUGCUCCUAUGGACAGAUGAGAGUGUGCAGUCGCUUCAACCGAGCAGCAAUGAGCAAUGUACGGUAGACGAGCGUAGGCUGCGUGGCUCACCAGAACUAAUUCAGUGCUUCUAUUGUGUGAAACCCAGUUGUCUUGAAGAUGGGCCAUCCUCCCCUGGAGUUUAGUGACUGCUAUCUGGACAGUCCGGACUUCAGAGAGACUCUCAAGUGUUAUGAGCUGGAGCUGGAGAGGACGAGUAAAUUCCUCAAAGAGCUGAUAAAAGAUGGCAACAGUGUGAUCACUGCUAUCAAAGGGUAUUCUUUGGCUGUACAGAAGUUUUCCCAGACUCUCAGCAUGUUCCAGUUCGACUUCAUCGGUGACUCCCUGACUGAUGAUGAGAUCAACAUUGCUCAGUCGUUCCAGGAAUUUGCCGGACUUCUGCAGGAAGUGGAGCACGACAGGAUGAUGCUGGUCCAGAACGCCUCCGAUCUGCUCAUCAAGCCGUUGGAGAAGUUCAGGAAGGAGCAAAUAGGAGUCACAAAAGAAAAGAAAAAGAAGUUUGAGAAAGAGAGUGAAAAAUAUCACUCCCAGGUAGACAAACACCUGAAUCUCUCUGCCAAGAAGAAAGAGAGUCAGCUUCAAGAGGCUGAUGAUCUUCUUGACAGAGAGCGAGUGAACUUCUAUGAAUCGUCAGUGGAGUAUGUGUACCAGAUCCAUCAGGUGCAGGACAGGAAGAAGUUUGAUGUGGUGGAGCCGGUGCUGGCGUUUCUUCACAGCAUUUUUACGCUCAACAACUUGACAGUGGAGAUGACUCAGGACUUCAUGCCUUACAAGCAAGAACUGCAGCUCAGCUUGCAGAAUACGAGAAACCACUACGAGAGCACUAGCGAGGAGAUGGAGGAGCUGAUGAAGAGAAUGAAACACCCAUCCCAGAUCAGUAAAAUGCACAGUUUGCUUCCCAUGGAGGGUUAUCUGUACUGUCAGGAGAAGUGGGCUUUGGGCGUGUCAUGGGUCAAAUAUUAUUGCAAGUAUCACAAGGAGGGGAGACAGCUGGUCAUGGUGCCUUGUGAACAGAAGCCUACUACUAAACAGGGCACGACGCAGCUGACACUGAAAUCCUGCAUCCGCCGCAAGACAGAGUCCAUAGACAAGCGCUUCUGCUUUGACGUGGAAACUAAUGAGAGUUUUGUUUUUUUUCUCGUGUUUGAUGUGGUGAGUUAUAUUGCAGUGCAGUCUUGUUUACGAGUGUGUGUAUUCAUCAACAGGAGCUUGUCUGAACCUCUGAUGACCUACAGUCUACACAGAGACCUCAUGUGCGCUGCAAAGUCUGAUAACCUGGACUUCCGACUGAGUGAGAUUCAUUCUCUUUCCUACAAACUACCAGAGAAGAAUCGGGAGAUGCUGGAGAUGCUUAUCAAGCACUUGGUGAAUGUGUGCAGCCACAGUGAAGAAAACCGGAUGACCCCUUCAAACAUGGCUGUUAUCUUUGGACCCACGCUAAUGAGAGCGAAGGAGGAGACAGUGGCGGCCAUGUUGGACAUCAAGUUCCAAAAUAUUGUUGUUGAGAUUCUGAUUGAGGACUCCAAAAAGAUCUUCAGUUAUAUGCCAGAGGACAGCACUGCCCCACCUGUCCCUCCUCCGCGGAUCACCCCGAGAAAGCGGCAACCCAUCACAAUCUCCAAGCGGCCACCUCGUGUUUAUCCAGCUCUUAGUCACGACCACUUGCAGCACACAGAGAAUGGCCAGAACGACUACUCUGCCGUGGACGGGGAAGUCUCAACCAACCCUGUUCCCCUUCAGCGGACAAAACCUGUAAACUGUCCUCCACUCGUUCCAAGAGAACCUCCUCCAAGACAAGCGCUGAUGCCCAGACCAUCUAUCCGUCAGGACAGACACUCAGACUCUGACGCUGGCAAGAUAGACGAUACAAGGCAAAGGCCAGAUUCUUCUUCGGCAGCAAAUGGGGAGUCUGGAGUCUACGUGAGCAGAGUGCCAUCCUUCCAGAGCAGAAGACCACCUCCUAAAGGCACACCAGCCAACCGAGAAGGAGAUUCUGAAGGUCUAACCAGAACGAGGUCCACAGAGAAACAUGCCAUUUGCAGACCCCCUGUCAGGCCUCCCGAGCCCCCCUCCAGAUUCCCUACUCCACAAAAGACCCCGAGUGCAGCCAGCAGCGAGGGCAUGGCCUCAUCCUAUGUCGCCUCAAAAACAAAGUUUUUUGAGAAUGCCUCCAAGCAUGUUGGCAGUCCACCGCCCUCUCCGUCAUCAACAGUGACAAAUGUGAAGAAAGAGAAUUAAAGUUAUGGGGAUUCACACCACAUCGGAUGAUCUCUGCAUAUGCUGUUUGUUGGGUGCUGAUCAAGCUGGAGGGAGUCACCAUCAAUGAACUCAGUGAUCUUAUCGCAUAGAUUGAAGAAGUGGUUCUUUGUAGACCUGAAUGGAUGUAUUUGAUUCCAUUUGAUUUUUAAUAGCAUGAACGACGUUUUGAGGCAACGCAGUAGCAAAUGGACUUUUGAAUGAGCUCGCAAAGUAAUUGUCUCAGAGUUUGAUGAUUAUUCCAAAGUUAGGAUGGAGUGACUGUUUUCCCCUUGUUUCAGGCCAAUUGACAAUAAUGUCAAAUAAUAUUACAAUGUUUUGUCAUUUUACAGUGUUAAAAAGUUUGAAUGGCAAAUUUCUUUGGAGGGAACUAACUGCCAUAACUGGUUAUAACUGGUUACUUAGACGUCUUCUUGUCCAAAUGCUUACACUUGUUUUUAGCAUUGUAAAAUAGAUCUCCCAAAGAAGACUAAUUGAUUAAAUAGGUUUAAUCAUUAUUAAUCUGAAGAAGUAGAUUUUUAGUUAAAUAUUAACUUCUUUAUAAAAUGGAUCAUUUAAUGGUCUGUCAAGGAGCCUAAUGAAGAAAUUUCAUUUUAAGAUAAAUUAUUUCCAUGGAAGGUAUUUUAGUUUAGGUUCAUUCAAAGAAGAAUAUUUAGAUCUAAAUUUAAAUCAUGUAUGUCAGGUCAGACAUAAUGAGUCAUGUGGCCAUAAGUCACUUUUUAAGAGGCAUUACAAAGAAGUAUUGCUAUAAAAUGUCAGCCUGUAUUCCACUCAGUGUUGUUUGAGUUUAGAUAAUGAAUGUAAUGCUAGUGUUAGUUUAAUUGGGAAAAAUUAUAACAAUCACUAGUGACCAUUCCUUUCAUUCCACUUCUGACUUUGGUGUCGCCCACUUCUUACCUAAUGAAGGUAGAUCAGGUUGCACAGGAGAGACCUUGAAGUUUACCUGAAUUUGUUGCACCUCAAAAUAAUAGGGAUCAAAAUGCAGGUCACAUAAGAAUCAAAAGUGAUUGUUUCAAUAUGUGAAUAUAACACUCCAGUGUUUUGUUUUAUUUCUUUGUUCUUAAUAUGGUUAUGUUAAUUUUACACUUGUUUUAUUUUGAUAACCCGACUUGAAAAUUCUGGUUGUUGUCUGGUUGGAUUUGUUUUCAUAAAGUUAAAUAAAAAUGAAAAAGUUCUCAACUGCACUCAAAGCUUGAAACAGA